AGAAUACGCAAUAACCACGUCUGCUUCGAAUUGUGCGAAAUUCGAACACUGUGCUAAUGUGAACAAUGGAAACCGAUGAAGUCAUGACAGAUGCUUCAGACGGAAAAAGAAUCGUUGUUGUCAAAAAUCCCUUUGGGAAAAAAGAGUUCGUGCUGAAAGUGCCAACGGGUAACCUUGCUAGCGGUGGAAGAGCUUGGGAGACAAGUGCACUUGCUGAAUUGAGAUGGUUUGUCGCAGACACCUUGAAGCCGUAUAUGUUUGUAUGGCUAAGCGGUUUGCCAACAAAGUUCGCUAACAAAGAGCUUGCUGACGAGGUGAAAUCUGGCUUAGGCAGUAUUGAAGAAUGCAUUGAUGGGGCUAUUAAAGAAGUGCUUGGUGAAUGCGUUUCGGACAGAUUUUGCAAUGAUAUCUGGCGGCGAGUUCCAGAUUUGUUGUUUCCACGUCAUGAUUGGGCUGAGUUGACCCGAAGGCUGAUGCCUCUCAUGAUCAACCAUUUCACCUCAAUUCGUUGCAUGAAUGUGGUCGAAGCGAACACAUGCAGGAGAGAUCCACUAGAACAAGGCGACUUCUUCGAUCACAUUCUCUCCAAAAGAUCUGGAAAACUGGAAAAACGGCGUUCUACUGCAAAUGCAAUGCAUGACACCAUAGCAUACAUGGUAAACGGUCGAUUCCAGCUAAAACAUCUCAUAAUCGCUGUGAUUCAUGCCACGUAUGUCAAAGUCGGCAAAGCUUACAUUGAACACAUUUUGGAGCGUACUGGUGGUCUCACUGUUGAACAGAUGGAAGAGAUUUAUGAGGUGUUGUGGGCAUGGCUUAGCGCUGUUCCGCUGCCAGAUUCCUCUGAUCUGAAGCAAAUCAGUGACUGGGGCAAAACCUUUCUCCGGAAGUUCAUAAUUGAUCGUCUUACCGAGUCGAUCUACGAUAUGGCUGUGGUGAACUUUCCAAAGUCUUAUCCGACCCUGUCUACAUUGAGGAACUGUAUGAUCAGAGUACUGGAAUAUGGGAGAGAAAAACUCGUAAACACACUGAUUGCCGAUGUUGAAUCGCAGUUGUUAAACAUUGCUGUUGAUACUCCCACCAUCCUUAAUGGUUAUUCAUUGUGUGUAGAGUCACUCAGAGAACUAGAUCCAUCAUGCGUUAUCAUGCACAGGGUGUGCAAAGUCAUAAAGGAGUAUUUGAAAAAACGCCCCGAUACUGUGCGUCAAAUCAUAAAUUACAUCACUUCUGAAAAACGAGAUGACUUAGCAGCUCACUUGGCCAAUCGUUGCGGUACAAUUGUGGAUGAAGACGAGUUGACUGGUGCAAAUGAUGAUUUUCUCCCAGAAGCUAUGAAUCUCUCUUUGUGGAGACACUGGAUGCCCGAUCCUAUCGAUGCUAGUCCUGGCGAAAGCGGUCGCUUCCGUCAAGCGGCUGAUGUCUUCAAUAUGCUUGUUUCUGUUUAUGGCAGUAAGGAAAUGUUUGUGAAGGAAUAUCGGCAACUUCUCGCUGAGCGAUUGACGAGUAGCAAUACAAAAGAUCCUAUCUUUGAAAGACGUUAUCUUGAUCUGCUGAAACUCCGAUUUAACGAAGGCGAACUACAGCAGUGUGAAGUCAUGUUGAAGGAUAUUCGAGAUAGUCAGAGAAUAGACAGGACUGCAUUAGGAAAGAAGUGUGUACCUGUAUCGGCAUGCAUCAUAUCCUCUCACUUUUGGCCAAAAAUUGUUUCAGAAACAGUUUCGGAGUUUCCUGCUGCCCUUGAAGAAGCGUUAGUGGAGUAUGAGAAAGCAUUCAUGGAUCAUAAAGAGUCCAGAAAGCUGCAAUGGAUGAGAGCGGUCGGUUGUGUAGAGGUCACGCUGAAGCUGGGUGACGUGGAAGUUGAUAAAGUCGUACCGAAUCCGAUAGCAGCAGUGCUGUAUCUUUAUCUGGAGAAAGAGAGUUGGACGGUGGCAGAGGUUGCCGAAAGGCUAACCAUUUCGAAGGGAGUCGCGCGUCGUCGACUGGAAUGGUGGCGAACGCAGGGACUUCUGAUGCAGAGCCUGCCAACUGGAGCAACAGCCGAAGAGUGGUCCUUAGUGAGCAACCCGAACCUGCUUGCCACUUCGAAAGGUGCGGCUGAUGAAGAGUCGGAUGAGGACGAGGGUGCAAUCGAAGAAACAGCUGAUGCAAUUGACGCGCUAGAGCAGUACUGGAGUUACACGAAAAACUUUAUUGCUAACCAUGAUAACGGUGAGGUGAAAGCAGAACGCAUGCAGCGCAUUUACCGCAUGUUCUCUUCCCCAUCGACGCAAGGACCAUCAUUGGAGACAGUGACAGCUUUCCUUAUGAGGAAGGUGAAAUUAGGCCUUCUCACAUAUAAUAAUGGUUUCUUCCGUGUGGUAAAGGAAAGCGCAAGCAAAGCUAAUGAGCGAUGAUUAUGUAUCUAUGUGCUUUUGGAAAAAUAUAAGUUGUUUUGAAUUUUGCAUGUUUUUCCAUCAGGUUUGUAUCGAGCCUUCCCUGCCUUUGGAUUGUUCAGCGCUCCAUGUGUUAAUCGUUGAACUUUUUUUGCAGCAUAGAUUGUAUUUCGCUGAGAUCCGGUUUCAUGACAGUUUGUUACCUAUUGAAAAUAUAGUUGCAUCAUUGAAAGUGACGUCGAGAAAAUCAUUGAAAGACUUUUUAUUUUCAAAAAAAGGCGGAUUUCGUUGCUCCAUUGGGUGUGCCGAUAGUGAAAAUUUU
This is a messenger RNA of Cylicocyclus nassatus, 2691 nucleotides long. NCBI's taxonomy places the organism in Eukaryota, Metazoa, Nematoda, Chromadorea, Rhabditida, Strongylidae. The record is from the annotation of a GenBank genome assembly.